Messenger RNA from Brassica napus (rape), 2294 nucleotides. RefSeq names its product myrosinase 2-like. Gene Ontology annotation, biological process: carbohydrate metabolic process. The transcript is spliced from 13 exons. The coding region runs from base 132 to 1526 and encodes 464 amino acids. The record is from RefSeq and is a predicted model, not a curated record. Gene Ontology annotation, molecular function: beta-glucosidase activity. NCBI's taxonomy places the organism in Eukaryota, Viridiplantae, Streptophyta, Magnoliopsida, Brassicales, Brassicaceae.
AGGGUGCCCAAGGAAGAGGCUUAAAUAUUUGGGAUGGGUUUACUCAUCGAUAUCCAACUAAGGGAAAAGAUAAAUCAACCGGAGAUAUCGCUGCUGGCUCUUACUUGCAUUAUAAGGCAGAUAUAGACGUGAUGAAAGAAAUUGGGGUCGAUGCCUACAGAUUCUCAGUCGCAUGGUCCAGAAUCAUACCAAGAGGAAAGGCUAGUCGCGGUGUAAAUGAAGAAGGAAUUGGUUACUACAACAAUCUCAUAAAUGGACUUGUAUCGAAAGGCAUUAAGCCAUUCGUCACACUCUUCCACUGGGACCUUCCUCAAACUUUGCAAGAUGAAUAUGAAGGUUUCUUGGACCAUCAGAUUAUCGAGGACUUCAAAAGUUACGCGGAAAUUUGUUUUCAAAGAUUUGGUGACAGAGUCAAGAACUGGAUUACGAUAAAUCAACCUUACACUAUUCCUACACGAGGCUAUGCAACUGGUACAGACGCACCUGGACGAUGCUCUGCUUGGCUCAACAAAAACUGUUACGAAGGAGACUCCGCGACUGAGCCUUAUAUUGUUGCGCAUCAUGUCCUACUUGCUCAUGCAACUGUCGUGAAUCUGUACAGACAAAAGUAUCAGCUAAUUCAAGCAGGGGAAAUUGGAAUCACAAUGAUAACGAGAUGGUUUCUUCCAUACAAUAACUCCGACGAAAAUCUUAAAGCAGUUGAACGAGCCAAAGAGUUUUUCCACGGAUGGUUUAUGGGUCCGCUAACAAAGGGACACUAUCCAUUAAUCAUGAAGCAAAUAUUGAAAGAGAGACUUCCACGGUUUACAACAAUUGAAGCGUUACUAGUGAAAGGAUCAUAUGAUUUUAUUGGAGUCAACUAUUACAUGACACAGUUUGCAAAAGCUGUUCCACCAGCUAAUCCUAAUAAAUUAAGUGUCAUGACGGAUUCACAAGUUGACCUUUCUUAUGUUAAUGAAGACGGUCCCAUAAGUCGAUGCCCAUUUGGAGAUGUCUACUACCGUCCAAGAGGUAUAUUAGAUGUACUAGAGUACUUCAAGACAAACUAUGGCAAUCCCAAAGUUUAUAUAACGGAAAACGGCUUUCGAAGCCUUGAUAGCAAUCGGUUGGCCGAUGAAAUCAAGAACGAUCAUGAGAGAAUUGGAUUUAUAUGCAGUCAUCUUUGUUUUAUUCGAUCAGCCAUCGAGAAUGGCUGUCAAGUGAAGGGAUAUUUUGUUUGGUCUCUAGGAGAUAAUUAUGAAUUCUGUGAUGGCUACACAGUCAGAUUUGGAUUGACGUAUAUUGACUUUGCUAACAUUACACAUGAUAGAGAUCUGAAAUCUUCAGGAAAAUGGUACCAAGAGUUUUUGAAGCCAAAGCAAAAUGUUAUCGCAAAAGUGCAAGAUUAUCACUCGCAACGUUUUCUGUAUGAUUCAUAUACACAUCCCCAAUCGAGAGAUACACUAGCACACACUGAAAGACAUAAAUGCCAGCGUCCUGUUGCAACCACGUCAAUUUGUACAGAAUGUGAUGUGGUUUAUUCUUAAGACCAAGCUUCUUCACCGUGUCUUUAGCAGAUGCCAGAAUCGAUAAAUAAAUUUACAAAACUUCCAACUAAUAAUGCAUUGCGAAUAUAUAAAUUAUUGUGCUGCAGAAAUUCAUUUUUAUUUUAGCGUGUAAGAAAAUCUAAAGAAGAAUAGAUAUUCUACCAUGGACUAAAUUCCCUUUGAGUUGAAGCUCUGCUUCUCACGACCAAGGUUACUCUUAUGAAUGCUGACGUUGGGCCAUGGUCUCGGCCAAGAAUAAACUAUAUAUAUAUAUCUUAUUAUAAGAGCAUGCUGCAUGUCCAACGUUUAGUUUUCACCACCAAUAUCUAAGAAAAAAUAAUAUAAAAAGAAAAAUAGAGGAAAUAAAGAGAAUUUGUAUCUGAAAUCCAGAAUUUCCCUUGACCACAUAUUUUUUCUACUGAUUAUUUUUCUGUUUUUAAUUAAAAUUUAAUUGUUUUAAAAUAUACAAUAAAAUGAUAAUAUCCAGCAUUUAUGAUUUUUGCAAGAACCCCACAGAUAAAUUUGCUCUAAAUUAUAUUUUCUACUGACUAUAUUGUGUAUGCUUUAAACCAAAUAAAUGAAUGUUUUUAUCUCCAAGUGGUUUUAAGUCCAAAAUACCAAAAACAGGUCCAUCAUGAAUCAAAACAGAGCAAUGUGAAAAGAUCAGGAGGUGAUCAAACCAAGUGGUCGACCAAAACUCGUUUGAUCAAAGUCAGUGAUAGAUCAGUCACUUGACAUAAUCAAUCAAUCAAUCACUUUAGAGUUUAC